This is a messenger RNA of Arabidopsis thaliana (thale cress), 3222 nucleotides long. RefSeq names its product Heat shock protein 70 (Hsp 70) family protein. The record is from RefSeq and is marked reviewed. NCBI's taxonomy places the organism in Eukaryota, Viridiplantae, Streptophyta, Magnoliopsida, Brassicales, Brassicaceae. Gene Ontology annotation, molecular function: ATP binding; ATP hydrolysis activity. The transcript is spliced from 3 exons. Gene Ontology annotation, cellular component: nuclear matrix; cytoplasm. Gene Ontology annotation, biological process: protein folding; response to virus; response to heat. Bases 316 to 2265 code for a protein of 649 amino acids.
CCGACUUUUGAUUAUGGACUAAGCCAUCGAACCGAACAUUCUCGAACCUUUUUAAACGGCUUUCCUUAUUUGUUAAAGGAAAAGGAAAAGUAGGAGAAAAGAAUCAUUCCUGGACCGUCAGAUCCAACUCCAAAAGAUCGUGCGGUUACAUAGCGAGCCAUCGAACCUUCUCGAAACUCGAGUACAAGACUCUAUAUAGACUUCUCCUUCGACCUGAUAUUUUGGAAAAAAGAAAACAAACCUAGCCGCAAUUCACAAUUCCUCUUUCACAAUCUUUCUUUCGAUUUUUUAGCUUAAUCCUGAGUAGCGUUAACAAUGGCUGGUAAAGGAGAAGGUCCAGCGAUUGGUAUCGAUCUCGGUACCACUUACUCUUGCGUUGGAGUUUGGCAACACGACCGUGUUGAGAUCAUUGCUAAUGAUCAAGGUAACAGAACCACACCGUCUUACGUCGCCUUCACUGAUAGCGAACGGUUGAUUGGUGACGCCGCAAAGAAUCAGGUCGCCAUGAACCCGAUUAACACUGUUUUCGAUGCGAAGAGGUUGAUUGGUCGAAGAUUUACUGAUAGCUCUGUUCAAAGUGACAUCAAAUUGUGGCCCUUCACGCUCAAAUCUGGACCUGCUGAAAAACCAAUGAUCGUCGUUAACUACAAGGGAGAAGAUAAAGAGUUUUCUGCUGAAGAAAUCUCUUCUAUGAUUCUCAUCAAGAUGCGUGAGAUUGCUGAAGCUUACCUUGGUACAACGAUCAAGAACGCUGUUGUUACUGUUCCAGCUUACUUCAAUGACUCUCAGCGUCAGGCUACUAAGGAUGCUGGUGUUAUUGCUGGUUUGAAUGUUAUGCGUAUCAUCAACGAGCCUACUGCAGCUGCUAUUGCUUACGGUCUUGACAAGAAGGCUACAAGUGUUGGUGAGAAGAACGUUUUGAUCUUUGACCUUGGUGGUGGUACAUUCGAUGUCUCUCUUUUGACCAUUGAGGAAGGUAUAUUUGAAGUGAAGGCGACUGCAGGAGACACUCAUCUUGGUGGUGAGGAUUUCGACAACAGAAUGGUGAAUCACUUUGUUCAAGAGUUCAAGAGGAAGAACAAGAAGGACAUUAGUGGAAACCCGAGAGCUCUAAGGAGGUUGAGAACCGCCUGUGAGAGAGCGAAGAGGACUUUGUCAUCUACGGCUCAGACCACCAUCGAAAUCGACUCUCUGUUCGAUGGUAUUGACUUCUACGCUCCUAUCACCCGUGCCAGAUUCGAGGAGCUUAACAUAGAUCUCUUCAGAAAGUGUAUGGAGCCUGUUGAGAAGUGUCUUCGUGAUGCUAAGAUGGACAAGAACUCAAUCGAUGAUGUUGUCCUUGUUGGUGGCUCAACCCGUAUCCCCAAGGUCCAGCAAUUGCUCGUUGACUUCUUCAACGGCAAGGAGCUUUGCAAAUCUAUCAACCCCGAUGAGGCUGUUGCAUAUGGUGCUGCUGUCCAGGCAGCUAUUCUCAGUGGUGAGGGUAAUGAGAAGGUUCAAGAUCUCCUCUUGCUUGAUGUCACACCACUAUCUCUUGGUCUUGAAACCGCUGGAGGAGUCAUGACUGUCUUGAUCCAGAGGAAUACAACCAUCCCCACAAAGAAGGAGCAAGUCUUCUCAACUUAUUCAGACAACCAACCCGGUGUUUUGAUCCAAGUCUAUGAAGGCGAGAGAGCAAGAACCAAGGACAACAACCUGUUGGGUAAAUUCGAGCUUUCUGGUAUCCCUCCAGCACCAAGAGGUGUUCCUCAAAUCACUGUCUGUUUUGACAUUGAUGCAAACGGUAUCCUCAACGUCUCGGCUGAGGACAAGACAACGGGGCAGAAGAACAAGAUCACAAUCACCAACGACAAGGGAAGAUUGUCAAAGGACGAGAUUGAGAAAAUGGUUCAAGAGGCAGAGAAGUACAAGUCGGAGGAUGAGGAGCACAAGAAGAAGGUGGACGCCAAGAAUGCUCUUGAGAAUUACGCAUACAACAUGAGGAACACAAUCCGUGAUGAGAAGAUUGGCGAGAAGCUUGCUGGAGAUGACAAGAAGAAGAUUGAAGACUCAAUUGAAGCAGCCAUUGAAUGGCUAGAAGCGAAUCAGCUAGCAGAGUGUGAUGAAUUUGAGGACAAGAUGAAAGAGCUCGAGAGUAUUUGCAACCCGAUCAUAGCAAAGAUGUACCAAGGCGGUGAAGCUGGUGGUCCAGCUGCAGGAGGAAUGGACGAGGAUGUUCCUCCUUCUGCCGGAGGUGCAGGUCCCAAGAUUGAGGAAGUCGACUAAUAACUUUCUCUCUUACUCUCUUACUCUCAGUCUUUAUGUGUUUGUAUUUCAACAUUUUCCUGUUUUGUCCCCUAGUUUUUUUUUUCUUUUUCUUUCUUGUAUUGACUCUAUUUUGAGGGCUCGCUUGUUUCGAUGAGCUCCUUAUUUUUUUUAAUCUAUAACAGGAAUGUUUUGAUUAAUUCUGCAAGGUUUUUAUUCUUUUAGCCUUUUUAACUUAAGAAAGAUACUUUAUCUCAAAAACAAUGAGAUACUGUAACCGCAUGAUUCAAGUCUCCCUUUGGAACUCUGGUGAGUUGCUUUGGAAAAAGCUUGCUGAGAUUCAACAACAUAAUCAUCUAAGAUUGACUAUUAUCUGUGAUUUGUUGAUUUUAGAAUACUCGACACAAAUCAUAAUCCACCAUACUUCAGCAACCAAGUUCUAUUCGUUUAUAUCGUAUGAUUUCAAGAGUUAAAAACCCAUAAAAGACAUCGGUUGGUGUGGGUUUGAUAAGGUUUAGCUUGGGAUUGGCAAGGUCGGGAAAUACAUUUGAUGUUGUCUGAUCAUCGUGGAAGCCCAGCUGGGCUUUCUCGAUAUUCACCGAUUCCAAGAAGAUCCUGCAGGAAAGAAAAAAACAGCUUCUUAGGGAACAGCUUCUGGAUGAUGUUUAAGAUUCAACAAGUACAGUCUGUGACAAAAUGACAUAGCAACUUGCUCAAGUAACUGGAGCAUUAGAAGUGGAAGUUUACCUGACAAGCCCUGUUUUUGGCUCUGGUCUCCGCUGUGCUAGGGAUAUCGUGAUUCGGUUUAAGAAAUUUCUUCUCACGUCGCUCACAAGAACCCCAUCCGUCAGCGAAUCUUCCUCCACUGCGAGACCCCAUCAACCAAAAGGUUAAACACCAAUUAAUCACUACACACUAUUUGCUAAACACACCAUCAAAUUCAAGUUUAUAUAGAAGAACAUUACUGCAUAAUGGCUC